This is a messenger RNA of Phoenix dactylifera (date palm), 1481 nucleotides long. The record is from RefSeq and is a predicted model, not a curated record. NCBI's taxonomy places the organism in Eukaryota, Viridiplantae, Streptophyta, Magnoliopsida, Arecales, Arecaceae.
AUGUUAGGUGUAAGAGGAAGGAGGGGAGGAAGAGAGCAGCAGCAGCCAAAAGGAGUGAAGGGUGAGGAAGGACAGCCGAGGAAACAAGAGAAGAGGUGUGGUGCAGUUGGAGCAUUAGGAGGAAGAAGAGUCACAACCAACAAGCAUAGGGUGGUGGAAGAGGCACUCAAUAGGGUCAAAAGAAGUGAAGCAACCAUAGGAGUUUUUUUAGUGGUUCCCUUUGAUGUGGCAGUACACUAUAGGGCAUGGGUCGAAAACUCUUCACACAAAUUUGAAGAUACGUGGCAGGAACAGCGACCAGUUGAACUUAUCUUGGGAAAAGAAAAAACAGAAAUGACGGGGUUGGGCAUAGGUGUGGCAAGCAUGAAGAGCGGAGAGCAUGCGCUGUUACAUGUGGGUUGGGAACUAGGCUAUGGAAAAGAAGGAAGCUUUUCAUUCCCAAAUGUGCCCCCUAUGGCAGACCUUUUGUACGAAGUCGAGCUUAUUGGUUACGAUGAAGCCAAAGAAGGGAAAGCCCGAAGUGACAUGACAGUAGAGGAAAUAAUUCAAGCAGCUGAUGGAAGGAAGAUGGAAGGAAAUUCUUACUUUAAGGAAGAAAAGCUUCAGGAGGCUAUGCAGCAGUAUGAAAUGGCAAUAGCAUAUAUGGGUGAUGACUUCAUGUUCCAAUUAUUUGGAAAAUACAGGGACAUGGCCUUGGCUGUGAAAAAUCCAUGUCAUCUUAACAUGGCUGCGUGCUUAAUUAAGCUAAAUCAAUACAAAGAAGCCAUUGGACAAUGUAGUAUUGUAUUAUCUGAAGAUGAAAACAAUGUGAAAGCAUUAUACAGACGAGGAAAAGCCAGAGCACAACUUGGUCAAACAGAUGCUGCCAGGGAGGACUUUCAAAAGGCCAGAAAAUUUGCCCCAGAAGACAAGGCUAUCGUGAGAGAACUGCAGCUGCUUGCUGAACAUGACAAAGCUGUCUAUCAGAAGCAGAAAGAGAUUUAUAAGGGGAUUUUUGGACCGCGGCCCGAACCCAAACCCAAGAGGUUGAGUCGGGUGGUUGUUUUCUGGCAAUGGCUUGUAUCUUUGAUUUGCAGCCUAUUCAAGCGUCGAAGGCCUAAAACUGACUAAGCAUUUUGUGGCGACUGAAGUUUGCUUGAACAGACAGCUUCUGAAAAGCAAGUGUGGCGUCAUUUUUCUAAUUAAUCUUUACCAGGGGGAGGCAUCAAAUUUUAGUAUAAAUUAUCUUCAAAUCCUGAAGAACAAGAGGCGAGGACUUUGUAACAUUUGUACAAACAAGUGGAAAAGAAUCUCGAAACAUGCUUGUGUUAUAAUGUUACUUUUCUUUUAAGGAGAUGUGGCCUUGACUGGUUUUUUUUUUUUUUCCAAAGUCUGUCCGUGUAUGAACAAAUUCCAGAAGUCACUGUGAAACCUGUGAUGCUUUUUGCCUUUGUUGACUUCUUUAUAUGUAUAUCUUCCAUUCUUUUUUUCUUUUUGGUUCA